AUUCAGCGCUGAAGCAGUGCUUCUUGAUGCCGUCCUUUCUUACAGGUGCCUUCAUUUGCAAGAUGGUACCAUUUGUUCAGUCCACUGCCAUUGUGACCGAGAUUCUCACUAUGACCUGCAUUGCCGUGGAAAGGCACCAGGGACUGGUGCAUCCUUUUAAGAUGAAGUGGCAAUAUACCAACCGAAGGGCCUUCACCAUGCUCGGUUUGGUCUGGUUGGUGGCAGUUAUUGUGGGAUCACCCAUGUGGCACGUCCAGCGACUUGAGAUUAAAUAUGACUUUUUGUAUGAAAAAGAACAUGUCUGCUGUUUGGAAGAGUGGGCCAGCCCUGCGCACCAGAAAAUCUACACUACUUUCAUCCUUGUUAUCCUCUUCCUUCUGCCCCUUAUGGUGAUGCUGAUCCUCUACAGUAAAAUUGGUUAUGAACUUUGGAUAAAGAAAAGAGUGGGAGAUGGUUCAGUGCUGCAAACUAUUCAUGGAAAAGAAAUGUCCAAAAUAGCCAGGAGGAAGAAGAGGGCUGUCAUGAUGAUGGUGACCGUGGUGGCUCUCUUCACUGUGUGCUGGGCGCCCUUCCAUGUUGUUCAUAUGAUGAUCGAAUACAGUAAUUUUGAAAAGGAAUAUGAUGAUGUCACAAUCAAGAUGAUUUUUGCCAUCGUGCAAAUAAUUGGCUUUUCCAAUUCCAUCUGCAACCCCAUUGUGUAUGCAUUUAUGAAUGAGAACUUCAAAAAGAACUUCCUGUCUGCAGUUUGUUAUUGCCUAGUGAAUGAAUCCUUAUCUCCAGCACGGAGGCGUGACAACUCAGGACUAACCAUGAUGCCAAAGAAAGGAAGGUUCCCUCGGAGAGCGAAUCUGGUCGAGGAGACCAAAGGAGAAGCCUUCAGUGAUGGCAACAUUGAAGUCAAAUUGUGUGAGCAACCAGAAGAGAAGAAAACUCUCAAGCGGCAUCUUGCUCUGUUCAGUUCUGAACUUUCUGAGAAUUCUGCUGUAGGCAGUGGGCAUUGAUUAUUGUAAUGACGCCCUCAUGAGUGAUGCCAUUCCCACUGGAAUCAAAAGAGGCAUUACUUUGAUCAAAGGUCAGAGACUUUUUUUUAAUUCUUAAAAUGAUAACAGAGAAAACUUAAAUUAGUCUCUUUAAAACAUGGUUGUCAUGAAAAUAAAUUUUUGAAAUAUUGGGAAAUGAUCCCUGUACAUUACAAAAAGCAUGAAUUUUUAAAAAUCUUAUACAGAAAUAAAUGUUCUUGGCUGUCAGUUUCCCCACUAUACACUCAAUAUAAUGUCUUCUGCUGUAUUACAAAAUUGGACACGAUCCUAACCUUAAAAUGAUGGCUUCUUUCUCUACUAAUAAGUGUAGUAGCUUAACACGGUGAAAUGAUUAGUGCACUGUCAGCGUUCAGUGAGAGAGUCAUAAAUGUGAUCUGUACCAUAUCAUAAAGUCAAAGAAGUUAGAGAGCCAGCCAAGUAACAGAUUAAUAAGACUUGGAGUUGGAUUUGAACUUCUUAUAGCUCCCCCAGUUACUACCGCUAUGAUGACUAACCAGUCUUUUAACAUGUGGGGGCCUCUACUCCAUCCUGUGUAUGCUAGAGGUGGAUUUGUAUGUCAUGGAAUUGCCCUGUGAAUAAAGUGAGAUGUGCAUUUAGUAUUGUGAAACACCUCCAAGCACCAACGCAGUAUCACAGCUGUUUCAAAGCUUUCCCUUCUGUUCCUCCUUCCUUUUAAAGGCUUGCUGUUCCUGCCCUACUUUCCUCUCAUGCUUAUCUUUUUACCAAGUUUCUCUAAUGAAAAGAAGAGAACAUUUCUGGAGUCCUCCUUGUGGGUUGACUUUAGACCAAUUUAACCAUCUUACAUAGUCAUAUCUUAAUUCCUCCAUCUUCCCUAGUGGGAGGAAAUAUUUUACUCACUGGUGAGAUGCAAAAUGACACAAGACCUUUUGGAGUCCCUGGGUGAUGUAAACAGUUAGGCACAUGACUAAUGACAAAGGUUGGCAGUUCAAGUCUACUUAGAGGCCCCGUGGAGGGAUGGUCUGGUGAUCUACUUCCCCAAACGUAGCCAUUUGAAACUGUGUUCAGUGAAACAAACAGUCAAAGCUCAAACAUAAUUCUCCUCUGACGCACCUGGGAAUUGGAAUUGACUUUAGGACAAUUGCUCUAUUCAGGCUUUUAGGUGGAGGUGGAUCCGCGAGAGAAUCAACUCCAUACGGAGGAAACGGUACUGCAGGCAAGGUUGACUUCAAAGACAGGAGAGUCAGGACAAACAAGAGAGUCCCCAUGCUUCUUCCCGAAAUCUCAUUAAACCUAAGCCUUCUCUCUUCAAUCUUCUAUGUCAUGAGUUUAGUGAUCAACACAGCGCUCUCUGACUCCCUUUUCAAUAGCUGAGAUUCCCCAAAUCCAACGACAACUCACUGUCAACCUAUUUCUUCUGUCAUCAGUUUUCGAGCACUUAACUGCUUACUCUAUAAUAAAAUGAAAGAGGAGCCCAAACACCUUAGGAUGCCAACCUUCUAAGAUACCAACCAAACAAUCCAUUGACAACCAGCUAAUUCUGACUCCUGGCUCCCCUAUGCAACACAGGAGAAUUGCCCAGAGGGUUUCAAAACCUUGGAAAUUUCAUGGACACAAACUGCCAGAUGUUUCUCCCCCAGAGUGACUGGAGCUUGACUAUUAAGAAACAGAUAAUUAAUAUAAUGUGAGUGCCAAUGUUCAAUGAAUGAAAGAAAAUAUGUGGUAUUGGGGAAAUUGUAGAUAUGAAACAGGAACAGAAAUAAAAGGAAAAGAGGGAAAUACAUGAUUUUCUUUGGGUUGCAGUGCACUAAAUGUGUGUUGUUUAUGUAAAUUGUUUACCUGUUAUACCUAGUUAACUGUUAUAUCUAGUUAACCUAUACCCAGAGACAGCUGUCAUUAAAUCAUUAAGCCAUUACCAGUGCAGCUUGUUAUGGGCCAUCCUUCCUCAAUCGAAAAUGUUUCCUACAAAUCUUUCUAAAUGCUGUAUACAUGUGCUUCAAAUAUGACCAAAUGGAAAGUCGCUAAAUUGGCACUAUUAUUGACCAUUUGAUGAAUACGUUUUCAUUUUUUAAAGUUGCUAAA
Echinops telfairi (small Madagascar hedgehog) is the source of this 3080-nucleotide messenger RNA. It is a transcript of the gene QRFPR, whose product is annotated as pyroglutamylated RFamide peptide receptor. The transcript is spliced from 6 exons. Lineage: Eukaryota; Metazoa; Chordata; Mammalia; Afrosoricida; Tenrecidae. The record is from RefSeq and is a predicted model, not a curated record. Bases 27 to 1001 code for a protein of 324 amino acids. Gene Ontology annotation, biological process: G protein-coupled receptor signaling pathway. Gene Ontology annotation, cellular component: membrane. Gene Ontology annotation, molecular function: peptide binding; G protein-coupled receptor activity.